AUGAAAAAAGCCAUGGAACUGUCAGCAUUCGAGAAGAAACCAGCCGAGGUUUACGACUACGUCACGGGAAAGUCGCCUCCUCAGUACAUCGAGCAGUUGCCAAAGCGGUCUUCGGUUAUGGAGAACCUCCGUAGAUUCAAGGAAAAGAACCACCCGCUGCCGAAAGCUCCUAAGCAGCGUUGUGGGUUUGAGAUUCCACCUGAGUUCAGUCACGCUAUCAUCGGGCAAGAGGUUCGUCCUACACUUGUCUAUGACUCCGGCAAGGAUGACAAGGACCGAAUUCUCGUGUGGA
Perkinsus marinus ATCC 50983 is the source of this 292-nucleotide messenger RNA. RefSeq lists its product as hypothetical. The transcript has a single exon. The record is from RefSeq and is a predicted model, not a curated record. Lineage: Eukaryota; Perkinsozoa; Perkinsida; Perkinsidae. The annotation marks the transcript as partial.